AUGAUCAAGAACACACCAGAGUGGGAAGUGAGAUUGACGAACCCUUGUUCCUGCACAGGCAUAGACAUAGUGUUGUCAUGUGACGGUUUCAAAUCGCUCACACCCAUCGACCGUUCGCAGAUAUCUGUAUCCGAUAAGGAGUGUUCGCUCAUCAACAAACUAUAUGGCGAAACUGACUUCGUUUUCAAAUACGUAUGGGCCAAAGAGUUUGAUAUCAAGAUCAAGUCGGGCGAUAUAGCUUGCUCUUAA
This is a messenger RNA of Eruca vesicaria subsp. sativa (arugula), 249 nucleotides long. The record is from the annotation of a GenBank genome assembly. NCBI's taxonomy places the organism in Eukaryota, Viridiplantae, Streptophyta, Magnoliopsida, Brassicales, Brassicaceae.